Messenger RNA from Drosophila navojoa, 920 nucleotides. RefSeq lists its product as uncharacterized. The record is from RefSeq and is a predicted model, not a curated record. Lineage: Eukaryota; Metazoa; Arthropoda; Insecta; Diptera; Drosophilidae.
UUGCCGUCGACGCAUUCGGAACGUUUACAAACGCGCAUCGUACAAAAAUUAAUCGACUGUAAAAUCAUCCCAAAGAUAAAUUCAAAUAACAGUUUAAAUCAAAACUAUACAAAUUUUUCAACAUGUUCAGCUCGUUUACAGCCUCCCUGAAGAGCUUUGGCGAUAAGACUGCCAAUUUGUUCAGCAAGAAGAAGGAUGAGGCCGAGAAGCUGGCAAACGAAAAGGCAGCCGAGGCACAGAAACUGGCUGAGGAGCAGGCCAAGAAGGUCGGACAAUCAGUGCAGCAGACCAAGAAUGAGGCCGAGCAGCUGGCAACCAGCACAGCCAAGGAUGCUGCCGCUUUGGCCGCUGCCGAGGCACAGAAGGCUGGCCAAGUGAUUGACCAGGGCGUCAAUCGCGCUGCCGGCGCCGUCAAUCAAACCAAACAGGCUGUGGACAACACCGUCAAUCAGGCCAGUGCCGCUGUCCAGAACUCCAAGCAGGUGGCCGCCAAUGUGGCGGAGGCCUCUAAAAACGCUGCUGCCAAUGCUGUCGACCAGACCAAGAAGGCGGCCAACGAGGCGAUCAACAAGAGCGUCAAGGCCGCUGAGUCUGUGGCCGAUCAGAAGCUGAAGCAGGCCGAGAACGCCAUCGAUGGCGCCUUGAAGCAGACCAGUCAGGCUGUCGACCAGAAGCUGAACGAGGCCAACCAGUACGUGGACCAGAAGCGCGAAGGGCUCGAGAAGAACAUCCAGGAGGCGACGAGCCAGGCACAAGAGAGCGCCGGACAGCAGGCCUCCCAGCUGCUGGGCAAGCUGCAUCUGGGCCCCAAGUAGAAGUUGCCCCAUCCCCCCUUCUAAAAACGAACAAAAGAAAAUAACGUAAACAAUUUCGUCUGUGUGUAAACCAAGAAAAUGCUUUAACAGAAUCAAAAUGAAAAA